AUGAUGGCAGCGAAGGCGCCUGUGAAGAUUCUGCUGCUGGUGACCGGUAGCAUCGCAGCUGUAAAGGUGGGUCUGCUGGUGGAUCAGCUCUUUGAAGAUCCAUGCCAGAUUCGUAUUGCCUCUACCAGAUCCGCGUUCCACUUCCUGACACGUGCGCAGCAGUCCGUCCGGGACUUCCCCCUGCACCGCGUUCUCACCGAUGACGAUGAGUGGAAAGAGUGGCAGGGGAUGAAUGAUGCUGUGAUGCACAUUGAGCUUCGGCGAUGGGCGGACCUCGUGGUGAUUGCCCCCCUCGACGCCAACACUCUCGCAAAGUUGUCGAAUGGGUUGUGCGACAACCUCGUCACAUGCGUGAUGCGGGCGUGGGAAGUGAAGCAGAAGCCUGUGAUAGUGUGCCCGGCGAUGAACACCGCCAUGUGGACGCACCCGGUGACGGCGAAGCAGCUCUCCACAUUGCGUGACUGGUACGCCCACACAUCUCCCGACUCGCCUCUGUCGGACGCCGCCGACGACGACGUCUCCGCCACCGGACAGUUGCCGGACACCUUCGAGAAGGCGUUGUUUCAGAUUGUAGGGCCCGUGAGGAAGCGGCUCGCGUGUGGCGAUAUUGGGAUCGGCGGCAUGGCGCCGGUGGAGGAUAUUGCAAAAGUAAUACGGCACACAAUGGGCAUUAUUCGCUCCAGGCGUCCCAACGGCACCAGCCUGGAAACGGAUGCUGUGGAACAGCAAGAACAGCAGCAGCUAAAGGAGCCCCAUGGAGCCUCAAGUGUUAAGAAUUCACAGAAUGAGUAA
Messenger RNA from Trypanosoma grayi, 792 nucleotides. RefSeq names its product putative conserved flavoprotein. The coding region runs from base 1 to 792 and encodes 263 amino acids. The record is from RefSeq and is a predicted model, not a curated record. Gene Ontology annotation, cellular component: phosphopantothenoylcysteine decarboxylase complex. Lineage: Eukaryota; Euglenozoa; Kinetoplastea; Trypanosomatida; Trypanosomatidae. Gene Ontology annotation, molecular function: phosphopantothenoylcysteine decarboxylase activity; FMN binding. The transcript has a single exon. Gene Ontology annotation, biological process: coenzyme A biosynthetic process.